GGUCAGGAGACAAAGGUGAGAAACUUAAGACUGACGGUUAGGGGGAGAAGGAUCGAGACUAAUGUAUCCUCAGUCAAUGAGUCAUACACAACAGGCCUAGCUGACUUGGAAACGUUUACGACGUGGAGAGAGGACAGGAAAAGAAAGAGAGCCAUGCACAAGCCAAUCCGCGCCUUCCUGAUCGCCUUCGCCCUGUGCUGUUACCUGUUCACCAUCUUUAUCAACAUCAUCUCAUCCAACCUCGGCUUGGAGCUAGAGAACUACAAGUUCUUUACUAGGAGAGCGCUCUCUAAGGAUAUAGAUACAAUCAGAGAUUGGUUCGCAAACUCUAUCGGCAACACGACAGCGCAGUUCCAGUUUGACUUCACCCCUGCCGGGUGGGUGUUCACGCUGUGGGCAGUCAUCUUCUUCUGGAACCUCAUCUGGCACCUGUACGCGCUCACCACCAUCUGCCGCAGGUACAAGCAUGAGUACGUGUACGUGUUCCCUAACGCCCUCCCCACGCCCUUCUGGGUGGCCUGGAUCAUCAACCUGGGGCUGAACAUCGGCUGGCAGUUCCUGUACGACGGGCGGCACAUGAUCCCUGCCGCGGUGUUCAUGGCGCUCAUCGUCAUCUCCCUCAUCGUCUGCCUGGCAACCACGUACUUCCGCACCUGUAGGGACGGCGCCUGGAUGAAGGACAACAUGCCGGGCGACCUGUACGCAGUCCGGCUCCUGUGUCAUAACGGCCUGGGGAUCUACAUCACCUUCACCACCGUGCUGUUCUUCCUCAACCUCGGCAUCUGCCUGGUCUACUGGGGAUCAAAACUCAAUCAGGUUGACGUGACCACGGGCCUGUUCUCCGGCCUGGCGUUCCUGAUGCUGGUGUGGUUCGUGCUGGAGAACUUCACGCCGCUGGAGCCGUACUGCCGCUACACCAUCACCAUCUGGCCCACGCUCAUCGUGGUGCUCACCGCCAUCUUCAUCCACUACCCCAAGCUGUCAGAUGGCACUAUCCCUGGUCACUUCUGGAACAAGGACGACCGUAACGACAUCUAUAACGCCGUGCUGCUGGGGUUGGCCUGUCUGUUCUGUCUGCUGCGCUUCAUCAUCGUCCUGGUCAACCAUCGCAGGAAGCCUAUCGACUACGGCACGGACGACCGGUACCCUGAUGAUCAAGAGGAAUUUGCAAUGGUGAACACCAAGCGGUUUGAAAGGCAGAGAUUCAGCAGGGUUGCAUAAUUAGGGUCUGGGCUUAUGAGGUUUGGCUUAUUAAGAAUCCCAAAAUAUUGGUGAUAAAAUCACUCGUUUUAGUGGAGUCCUCUUACAAUGUUUACAAGUAUGGGAAUGAUACAACGUGUAGUUACCAAAAUACUAGUACAUCCUACUAUGGCAAUCAACAAGCUUAUGACUAAAAUUGGAAUUGUAUACGUAUGACCUAUACCAUGUAAAUUGAAUAUGUUCCAGGAAGUAGAAGUAUGAUUAGAAAGACAGCAAGACACAUAAAAAUGACAAAAUUAUGGAUAGAACAUACUUAUAUUACUAGGUAUAUAGUUAUGAAAAGGCAGAGGCUGGUGUUUUAGUGAUCCUUUCAAAAUGUGUGUAGUUAGACUGAGGCAAAUCAUUGUAGAUUCCAAAAAAAUGAAGAGGGCCAACCCCUAUGGUUUGUAAAGAUAAUUUAUAAAUCUUACAUUAGGUUGAUGGUGAGCUGUGUGUGAGUUGGUGGAUGAAAAGGUAAAGUGCAACAUCUGACCCCAACAAUGUGGAAACAGUUGUUUGAAGGCCAGAUUGUGUAUUAUAUUGUAUCUAAUGCAGUUAUGUAGCUGUAAGUUACCAAUAUUGACAGUUUGGCAGAGAGUAGAUAAGGUAAAUAAUAUAGAAUACAUUGUUUUGAAUGAUGAUCAUAUUUGUCUGAAGUAGAAAAUGCCAUACGGAUUGGUGUAUAACGUUACAUUUAUAAUUAUGGUGUUUGUCACCUUUGUAUAUUUCUCCAUUAUUGUACCACGUUAAUUUAAGAUAUCACCUUAAUUUCUUUACCAAUUAUACUCAACUUAAGCAUUAUGGUGGCCUUUAAAAGGUUAAAACGCUAUAUUUGGUAUUUAUAAAUAAAUUUUGCUAUGCUAGGGUUUAGUUUCUACCAGAGUAUACUUUUGUAUCAUCAUUAGAAACUGUAUAUAUUUAUAUAUUGCUAAUGCUCAUAUAUAGUGCAGUAAUUCACCUAAUGUACUUACACAUGGACUAUUCCAUCUAAAACUUUCAUGGGCUCAUGGGAUGUGAAGAUGACAAAUUACCUGAGAAAUCAUUGUUACAGAUAGAGAAAUGUUUGCAACCACCCCCAUUGAACCUUUUGAAUGGCAUAACCCUGUGAGAUGUACAUUAAAUGACAAAACAAAAUUCGUUCUGCAUUCGCAGUGCUUUUAAAUAAGAGAAUUUUGUAUUUAUAGAUGCUGCUUCUUGCUAUUCUUAUCUUAGUUUUGUGCCAUGACAUAAGCAUGCAACGUAUAAUAUGAUAAGUGUAAUCUUUUAUAUUGCCUGCUUUGUUUUGUCCUGAAUCAAUAAAGAUCCAGAAGGAAA
This is a messenger RNA of Branchiostoma floridae (Florida lancelet), 2553 nucleotides long. RefSeq lists its product as uncharacterized. The transcript is spliced from 9 exons. Bases 154 to 1221 code for a protein of 355 amino acids. NCBI's taxonomy places the organism in Eukaryota, Metazoa, Chordata, Leptocardii, Amphioxiformes, Branchiostomatidae. The record is from RefSeq and is a predicted model, not a curated record.